AUGACUUCUCGACGCCAUAUCCCGAGUCAGUCUCUUCUAUCGCCGGGGGACUACGACGAAGAUGCCGAGUCGUUGCGGUCCCCCUCGGAGCAAGACUCGGAUUCGGAAGACGACGAGUUCCUCCGCAAUUCUCGGACCACCCUGGAAUUGGCGGAACACGAUCGCACCGUGUUGGACGACGAGGAGGAGACCGAGAAGCUGCUCACUAGAGCAGGGCCGACACAUGGAAUCCGCAGGCUAUUCAGUCCCAAUCGCAGCUCCGUCAGAAUCGGGAAGCAGGAUCGACGACAGCGACGGAGGGAAAGGAGGAAUUCCCGCCGCGGCCGUCGGGGGAAGCUGGAGGAUUCCGACGACGUGAUGUUUGAGAUGGAAGAAGGACAUCGAGAAGAUGAGAGCUCCCUCCUGAGCUCGUCGUCGUCGGACUUGGAUGCGCGUGUCAGGGAGAAAGAGAGUUAUGACACUACUCCGCAGCAGCGUGUCUCGCGGCUGAAACUCGCCUUGAUCUUCGUCUCGAUCUUUAUCCUGUUUCUGAUUUGCCUUCUCGGUGCAUACAAGGCCUCAUCGAAGUUUCGGUCCUCUCACUCCCUCAAACCUCUUGUCUCGAACGGCUCCGCGCUAUUCGCCCCUACCACCAUCGUCAUCUCCCUCGACGGCUUUCCGGCAUCUCCCCUCAAUACAUGUUACCCAGCUUUCCCAGCGUCACGUUCCCCAAUCACUACACUCUCAUUACCGGGACUGUAUCCGGAAAGUCAUGGGAUCCUGGGGAAUACAUUCUGGGACCCCGAGCUACAAGAAGAAUUCCAAAACACGCUGCCCUCCGCGAAUAUGGAACCCAAAUGGUGGAACGCGGAACCCUUGUGGAUGACUGCCGAAAACCGGGGGAUCGUCACGGCGGUCCACAUGUGGCCAGGGUCGGAGGCCCAUAUCAUGGGGGUAGACCCGACAUACUAUGAUCGAUAUAAUGGCUCGGAAGCCCUGUCGCGCAAGGUCGAUCGGGUAUUGGAAUGGCUGGAUCUGCCUGGCUUGGAGGAUGACUCGCUUGCGGUCCCCGAGCGCCCGCAGUUCAUCGCCGCAUACGUUCCAAAUGUCGAUUCGGACGGGCAUAAAUACGGCCCUAAUAGCACGGAGAUUCGAAGCACCAUCUCCCAGGUGGACGACAUGCUGGCUAAACUAUUCUCUGGUCUGCAAGAGCGGAACCUUACCGACAUUGUCAACGUCGUGAUCGUCUCGGAUCACGGUAUGGCCACCACCUCCACGGAGCGCGUGGUGCAGUUGGAUGAUCUGAUUGACAUGAAUCUGGUCGAGCGCAUUGAUGGAUGGCCCCUGCGCGGGCUCCGUCCCAAGCGACCGGAAGACGUCGACAGUCUCAAAGUCCAGUUGGAAACUCUGGCGGAGAACUACUCCCACGCAGUGGAGGUGUAUACCCGCGAAACCAUGCCCGAACGCUACCAUUUCUCCAACAACGACCGCAUUGCUCCGUUGUGGGUGAUUCCCAAGACCGGCUGGGUGAUCGUAGAACGGCCCGACUUCGACGUCCAAGAAGCCCUGGCCAGUGGAAAGGACUACCACCCUCGUGGCGUCCACGGAUAUAAUCACGAGCACCCCCUCAUGCGCGCGAUUUUCGUCGCCCGGGGGCCUGCAUUCCCGCACCAGCCUAACAGCCGGAUGGAAGUCUUUCAAAACACCAAUGUGUAUAACAUUCUUUGCGACUCCUUGGGCAUUACUCCUCUUCCGAACAACGGCACUUUGCGUCUGCCGUUAACGCCCGUUGGGCUUCAUUCGGACGAAGAUGCCCCUAGCGUCGAGGCUCCGGUCGAUCCGCCCGCCAGUAGCCCCAGCGGCACCAGCGGCACCAUGAGCCCCAUCCCAUCAGGAACCGCGCUCAAGCACCCUUCCCCCGCCACCGAAUCUUCUGCGCCGCCUACGCAACGGCCAGACAGCGAUGAUGAGGCUGGCCCGACCUGGUGGGGCACCCUGUGGGACAAAUUCGAGGGUCUCAAGGACUGGGCGACUGAUAUCUUUGACACGGUGAAGGACAAUUUUGCGACAUCCAGCUGA
Molecule: messenger RNA, 2058 nt
Organism: Aspergillus terreus NIH2624
Lineage: Eukaryota; Fungi; Ascomycota; Eurotiomycetes; Eurotiales; Aspergillaceae
Exons: 4
Coding region: 1-2058 (685 amino acids)
Biological process (GO): nucleoside triphosphate metabolic process
Molecular function (GO): nucleoside triphosphate diphosphatase activity; ribonucleoside triphosphate phosphatase activity
Source: RefSeq, a predicted model, not a curated record